Molecule: messenger RNA, 1407 nt
Organism: Podospora anserina S mat+
Lineage: Eukaryota; Fungi; Ascomycota; Sordariomycetes; Sordariales; Podosporaceae
Exons: 2
Coding region: 1-1407 (468 amino acids)
Molecular function (GO): NAD binding; oxidoreductase activity, acting on the CH-OH group of donors, NAD or NADP as acceptor
Source: RefSeq, a predicted model, not a curated record
AUGACAACCCCAAAACCAAUCUCACAGUCUUCGUUGGCUAGACCUGCCGUGUCCAACAGCCUCAGUGUUUCCCCUACCGCUACUUUCCACUCACCACCCGCGUCGAGCAGCUUCAUGGCCAGCCUUGCGUUGCGCGCUGCUGCUAAGCAGCUCAAGCCGUUCAGCACGGAGGACAUCAAGAUUCUGCUGCUGGAGAAUGUGAACCAGACCGGGAGGGAUAUUCUGUCUGGUCAGGGGUACCAGGUUGAAUUUCACAAGGCUUCGUUGCCGGAGGAUCAGUUGAUUGAGAAGAUUAGAGAUGUCCACGUCAUUGGCAUCCGCUCAAAGACAAAGUUGACGGCCAAGGUGCUCCAGGAGGCCAAGAACCUUCUCGUCAUCGGCUGCUUCUGCAUCGGCACUAACCAGGUUGAUCUGGAUUAUGCUGCCAAGCAGGGUAUCGCUGUUUUCAACUCUCCCUUUGCCAACUCGCGCAGUGUGGCCGAGUUGGUGAUUGCCGAGAUUAUCUCUCUUGCCCGCCAGCUGGGCGAUCGCUCGAAUGAGCUUCACCGGGGCACUUGGAACAAGGUCAGCGCCAAGUGCUGGGAGGUGCGUGGCAAGACGCUGGGUAUUGUUGGGUAUGGGCAUAUUGGCUCGCAGCUGUCGGUGUUGGCGGAGGCGAUGGGGAUGAAUGUCAUUUACUAUGACGUGGUCAGCUUGAUGGCCAUUGGUACCGCGAGGCAGGUGCCUACGCUGGAGGCGCUGCUUGGGGAGGCGGAUUUUGUCACGCUGCAUGUGCCCGAGACUCCGGAGACGAAGAACAUGCUGGGGGCGAAGCAGUUUGAGCAGAUGAAGAAUGGGUCUUAUCUUAUUAAUGCCAGCCGUGGGACGGUGGUUGAUAUCCCGGCGCUGAUCAAGGCUAUGAGGGCGGGCAAGGUUGCUGGUGCGGCGCUGGAUGUCUAUCCUAAUGAGCCGGCUGGGAAUGGGGAUUACUUCACCACUGACCUGAACCCGUGGGCGGAGGAGCUCCGCGGUCUCAACAACAUUAUUUUGACUCCUCAUAUCGGUGGUAGCACGGAGGAGGCGCAGAGGGCGAUUGGUAUUGAGGUUGCGGAUGCGCUCGUGAGGUACAUCAACCAGGGUGUCACCCUUGGGAGCGUCAACCUGCCCGAGGUCAACAUGCGCCAGCUUACCCUCGACGAGAGCAACCACGCGCGCAUCAUCUACAUCCAUCGCAACGUGCCCGGUGUGCUGCGCAGGGUGAACGAGAUCUUGGGCGACCACAACGUCGACAAGCAGAUUUCGGACUCCAAGGGCGACAUUGCUUACCUCAUGGCCGAUGUUAGCGACGUCCGGCCGGAGGAUAUCAAGGAGAUUCGGGACAGCUUGGACGGACUCAGCUCACGCAUUCUUACCCGGGUUCUGUAUUAG